AUGACGGAAAUUCGACAGAUCGGGAUAUCUCUCUGGCUCAUCAUCUCCUUGACUCAGGUACUAUUGGUGACGUGCCAGGACGCUAAGAAUGUGACUGCUGACAGCUGUAAAGAGAAUGAUCAGGUCUACGCUAAUAAUGAGAUCUGGAAGCCGGACCCCUGUCGGCUGUGCGUGUGCGAUAAGGGCGUUACCAUCUGUGAGGAGAUUCGAUGCGAGGAUAUAAGGAACUGUGAGAAGCCGAUGAUCCCAGAGGGCGAGUGCUGCCCAGUGUGCCAGACCUUCGCCGGCGCCAGGAGCAGGAUAGAGUACUUUGCUUUUAAGGGCCAAAAAGGUGAACCAGGCGAUAUUCCCUAUAUUGUGGGACCACCUGGUCGCCCUGGACCAAUGGGACCCCCGGGAGCCGAAGGAUCCCGAGGAUACCCCGGGGCAAAAGGACGGCGGGGUGUGCCUGGUCCAUCUGGACCUGAUGGGGAACCUGGAGUCCCAGGGAUGCCUGGAGAGCCCGGCCCACCAGGGCAACCGUCGAUGCCUGGAAGUCAGUUUGCUUCUCAGAUGGCAGCUGGGUUUCAUGAAAAGAUGGGUUUAGCUGGCAUGGUCACAGGAACACGGGGAGAAGCUGGGCCUAGGGGACAUCCAGGACCUGCAGGUCCACCGGGACCUUCAGGCGCUCAAGGGGCCCCAGGGGACGUGGGAGAUCCUGGACCAAUGGGUUCCUAUGGCGCAAGAGGACCAGACGGUCCACCAGGAAAAAAUGGCCCGGAUGGAGAACCUGGACCACCUGGAAAUAUGGGAGAAAAGGGCUUUCCCGGUUCUCCGGGACCAAGGGGUUUUCCAGGAUUGCCAGGCCAGCCGGGAUUAAGAGGCCUCAAGGGACAUUCAGGCCUGUCAGGCCGAAGGGGUGAGCCAGGUGCUCCUGGAUCAAAGGGUGAAACUGGCCUCCCUGGUGUGAUGGGAUCCAUUGGUCCACCAGGUUCCAUAGGAAUGACAGGAGAGAGGGGUCGAAUUGGACCGACUGGACCUGUGGGGAGACGUGGUUUGUCAGGAAAUGUUGGAAAACCAGGACCAAUGGGACCAAUGGGGAUAUCUGGAGCGCCAGGUUUUCCGGGAGCCCCAGGCAUGAAGGGUCAGCCAGGAGCCACAGGGGUCAGAGGUCCCAGCGGGCCUCAGGGCCCAAGAGGUGACACUGGACGUCUAGGCCCGCCUGGAUCAAGAGGCACCCCGGGUCCACCAGGGACAGACGGUGCACCUGGAGAGAAAGGUCCAUCAGGAAUCCCAGGUAUUCAAGGUCCAGUCGGUCUCCUUGGACAGCCCGGUCCACCUGGGGCUCAGGGUUCCACCGGACUGCCUGGAGUUAAGGGUCAAUUGGGUGAUUUAGGGUCACCUGGAUUUAAAGGAGAACCUGGACUCAAAGGAGAACCUGGUCCACCUGGUGCUCAAGGUGAGAUUGGUCCAAUGGGAGAAGAGGGGAAGAGAGGACCACGAGGUGACCCUGGCUCUCUGGGAUCACCUGGCCCCCCAGGAGAGAGAGGAGCUCCUGGUAACAGAGGUUUCCCUGGUGCUGAUGGGCUACCCGGGCCAAAGGGAGCACAAGGUGAACGUGGUACCUCUGGCUCUUCAGGGGCAAAGGGCGGUCCUGGAGAUCCCGGUCGACCAGGCGAACCUGGCCUCCCCGGAGCGAGGGGACUGACAGGACUUCUUGGUAUCCAGGGUGCUGAGGGAAAAAUUGGACCACAGGGAUCUUCUGGAGAUGAUGGUAGUCCAGGCCCAGCUGGCUCAACAGGGGGUAGGGGUGUGCCCGGAUCAAUGGGUCUGCCUGGACCAAAAGGCUUCAGUGGUGAUCCUGGGAAGACAGGAGAACAAGGAUCCCCUGGAGCUCCAGGGACACGAGGACCCAAUGGGAAAGAUGGAGAGGAGGGGCCUGCAGGGACUCCUGGACCUCCAGGAGUUGCUGGAAAGAGAGGAGAGCAAGGGCCUCCUGGUCUGACUGGAUUCCAGGGUUUGCCUGGACCCCCAGGUCCACCUGGAGAGCCAGGAAAACCAGGCGAUGAGGGUAUCAAUGGUGAAGCUGGUGCUGUUGGCCAGGCUGGUCCUAGGGGUGAGCGUGGAACUCCGGGUGAAAGAGGGGAACUGGGACCUGUUGGACUUCAAGGCCCCAAGGGAAGCCCAGGAACUCCUGGUCCCGAUGGGCCCAAGGGCAAACCUGGCCCGACUGGAAUAGUUGGUGACCCAGGUCCCCCAGGUCUACAGGGAAUGCCAGGAGAGAGAGGAAUACCCGGUCCUGCUGGUCCAAAAGGAGAAAGUGGUUCAAUCGGUGAGAAAGGAGCAGAGGGAACCGCUGGCAAUGAUGGAGCAAGAGGUCUUCCUGGUCCUGUUGGACCUCCAGGACCUGCUGGACCUAGUGGUGAGAAGGGAGAGUCUGGCCCCCGAGGGCCCCCUGGCCCUCCAGGAUCCAGAGCGAUGGCUGGUUCUCCUGGUGAGCCUGGUCCAACUGGUUCUGUAGGGUUUGCAGGACCACCGGGUCCUGAUGGUCAACCCGGUGUCCAAGGUGAGACAGGAGAGCCUGGACCGAAAGGAGAAGCAGGGUCUCCAGGCCCCCAGGGAAUGGCUGGAAAACCUGGCCCUCAGGGUGUUGGUGGUGUUACAGGACUGAAGGGAGGCAGAGGAACCCAAGGAGCUGCUGGCCCCAGUGGUUUCCCAGGAUCUCCAGGAGGAGUUGGCCCACCAGGCUCAGCUGGUCCAGUUGGGGAACAGGGAGCAAUUGGCCUCCCAGGAAAGGAAGGUCCACCUGGGCUUAGAGGUGAAAAUGGAGCUCCUGGUCGUCCUGGAGAGCGUGGACCUCCUGGGCCCGCCGGUAACCCUGGUGACAAAGGAGACCCCGGUGAAGAUGGACCACCGGGUCCAGACGGACCGCCUGGACCUGCAGGAACACCAGGACAGAGGGGUUUGGUGGGACUUCCAGGAAUGAGGGGAGAACGUGGAAUGAUGGGUCUCCCAGGGCCGGCUGGCGCACCAGGAAAGGCAGGCACUACAGGAACUCAAGGAGCUAAAGGUCCACCGGGCCCAGUUGGUUUGCCAGGAGCAUCUGGACCUCGAGGUGAAGCUGGACCAGAGGGUCUGCCUGGAGCUGAUGGAAUUUCGGGACAGGAUGGGAUCAUUGGAGCCAGAGGUGACAGGGGAGACCCAGGCCCUGAAGGUCUUGCUGGUACUCAAGGAGCUCCAGGCCCCCCAGGACCAGUGGGAACUCCAGGAGGUCCAGGAGAGAGAGGUGAACAGGGUUCAAGAGGCCCUCCCGGACCAGCUGGACCAGCAGGAAUCCGAGGGAAAAAAGGACCUCAAGGACCAUUAGGAGACAAAGGAGAAAGAGGAGAUAGUGGGGAGAGGGGCCAGAAAGGUCAUAGAGGUUUUACUGGACUUCAUGGCUUGCCAGGAUCAUCUGGUGCCACGGGAGAUGAUGGACGGCCGGGCAUUGUUGGACCAAGCGGUCAAAGAGGACCCCCUGGUCCUGUUGGACCCCCAGGAAAGGAGGGUGAAACAGGGCAACCUGGAGCCAUGGGACCUCCUGGACCAAGAGGAACUCCUGGUGACACUGGACCAGAGGGGCCACCUGGAGAACCUGGACCUCCUGGGCCUCCCGGCUCACCUGGCCCGCCCACAGCUGCCGUGGAUGACAUCAUGGGCGCUGCGUUAGACUAUGACGAUGAAGGAGCUCCAGAAUACGAACUGGAACUCCCAGCCCCUCUUCUGCCUGAAUUCAACAAGGAUGAGGCGAGACCCAACAACAACUCAGAGGUGUUGCGUGCGGGAAGCAGUAUCCAUGCCUCUCUGAAGGCGCUCGGUAGCCAACUGGACAGCAUGCGAAGCCCCGAUGGCAGCCGCGAGCAUCCGGCCAGGACCUGCGAUGACUUGAAACAGUGCUACCCGCUGAAGAAGAGCGGUGAGUACUGGGUCGAUCCAAAUGAGGGUAGUCCAAAGGAUGCCAUUAAAGUGUACUGUAACAUGGAGACCGGUGAGACCUGUAUACCCGCCAAUCCCUCUAGCAUCCCGCGCAAGACAUGGUGGAUCUCUCACUCCAGCCUGCCUAAACCCAUAUGGUUCGGAGCCACUAUGAACAGAGGCACAAAGUUCACUUACGGAAUCGGUGAAGAGUCUCGGAACGCUGUGGCGACCCAGAUGACCUUCAUCCGGCUACUGUCCAAAGAGGGUGCGCAGACCAUUACGUACCACUGUAAGAACAGCGUGGCCUACAAGGACGAGAAAAACGCAAAUCUGAAGAAGGCCGCUGUCCUCAAGGCCGCUGACGGCGCCGAGCUUCGCGCCCACGGAAACAAACAGCUGAAGUACUCCGUAAAAGAGGACAGCUGCUCUAAAUCUAACGGCGAGUGGGGUAAGACAGUGUUUGAGUACCGGACACAGAAACCAUCCAGACUUCCGAUCGUGGACAUGGCUCCAAUAGAUGUGGGUGGUAUGGAUCAGGAGUUUGGCUUCGACAUUGGUCCCGUGUGCUUCUCAUAA
Molecule: messenger RNA, 4512 nt
Organism: Chanos chanos (milkfish)
Lineage: Eukaryota; Metazoa; Chordata; Actinopteri; Gonorynchiformes; Chanidae
Gene: col5a2b
Product: collagen, type V, alpha 2b
Exons: 54
Coding region: 1-4512 (1503 amino acids)
Biological process (GO): extracellular matrix organization
Molecular function (GO): protein binding; extracellular matrix structural constituent conferring tensile strength
Source: RefSeq, a predicted model, not a curated record